GCGAGCGUGUUAUGUGUCGGAUAGAAAAUGAGCUUGAGUUUCCAGCUGAGUGCCUGCUCUUGCUCUGUGUGUGUGUUAUUAUUAUCCCGCUUGCUCCCAGCACAGAAUGGCCAGAUUCACCCAGACUGAGGCGAGACGGCAGCAGCAACCACCGCAGCCCAGCCUGGUUUUCACUGGACCAGGGUCAGCGCCGACCCAGCCUCCUCUGCUCCUGAUCCCACACCAGCACCAGUACGCGCAGAUCACAUUCCCCAAACCCAUGAACGGAUCCGAAUCCAUAACCAUCCAUCCGGACAGCGGCAACAUGAAAGACCAAGAUGCCAUAAAGCUGUUCAUCGGUCAGAUACCGCGGAAUCUCGAGGAGAAAGACCUUAAGCCUCUUUUCGAGCAGUUUGGGAAAAUCCACGAAUUGACGGUUCUGAAGGACCGGUACACAGGGAUGCACAAAGGCUGCGCGUUCCUCACCUACUGCGCCCGAGAGUCGGCCAUCAAAGCCCAGAGCGCCCUCCACGAACAGAAGACCCUGCCAGGGAUGACGAGACCCAUCCAGGUCAAGCCAGCGGACAGCGAGAGCCGUGGAGAAGACAGGAAGCUGUUUGUGGGAAUGCUGAACAAACAGCAGACCGAGGAGGACAUGUACCGCCUUUUUGAGCCCUAUGGAGUCAUCGAAGAGUGCACCGUACUAAGAGGUCCUGACGGAAACAGCAAGGGCUGCGCCUUUGUAAAGUUCUCCACACACGCCGAAGCCCAGUCUGCGAUCAGCGCUCUGCACGGCAGCCAGACCAUGCCAGGUGCCUCCUCCAGUCUGGUCGUCAAGUUCGCCGACACCGACAAGGAGCGCACCAUCCGCCGCAUGCAGCAGAUGGUGGGGCAGUUCGGCAUCUUCAACCCCACUGUCGCCCUGCCCUUCAGCACCUACAGCACCUACGCACACGCGCUGAUGCAGCAGCAGGCCGCCAUCAUGGCCGCCUCCCAGGGGGGCUACCUGGCCCCCAGCGUGGCCUUCCCCACCGCGCAGAUCCACCAGGUGGGGGCGCUCAACAUCAAUGGCCUGCCGUCGACCCCCGUGACCCCGGUGUCGGGUGAGUUCCGUGAGGCACUGGGCCUCACCUCCCCGCCCGCCAACAUCGCCACCUCCGCCAUGCCCAGCAUCGUCACGCCCAUCGUCAAUGGCUUCACCGGCAUUCCCCACCAGCCUAACGGGCACCCUCCGCCUGCCGUGGAGGCGGUCUACACCAACGGCCUGCCCCCCUACUCCGCCCAGAGCCCCACGGCGGCCGACACGCUCCAGCAGGCCUUCACUGGCGUCCAGCAAUACACAGCCAUUUACCCAGCGACAACACUGACCCCUAUUGGCCAGACACUGCCACAGCCACCUCAGGUCAUCCAGCAACAACAGCAGAGAGAAGGGCCUGAGGGCUGCAACCUCUUCAUCUACCACCUGCCGCAGGAGUUUGGGGACAGUGAGCUCAUGCAGAUGUUCCUGCCCUUUGGGAGUGUCAUCUCCUCUAAGGUCUUCAUGGACAGAGCCACCAAUCAGAGCAAGUGCUUCGGUUUUGUGAGCUUUGACAACCCUGCCAGCGCACAGGCUGCCAUCCAGGCCAUGAACGGCUUCCAGAUCGGAAUGAAGCGCUUGAAAGUGCAGUUAAAGAGGCCGAAGGAUGCCAGCCGCCCCUACUGACAGACCCUGCCCUGCCAGUGUUCACCGCAACAGCACAGGUUUUGAGGGAAAAAAAUGAAGAUAUCUGUAAGGACUUAAACCUUUUCUUUAAAAACAAAAGUUGGAAAAAAACGAAUUUAAACGAAACACAAACUGCGUCAGUAAGGGAUUUCUAAAUACAUAUCAGCAUUUAUUUUACGGAGACGUAGCGCAGCGACGGGAUCUGGGAAGAAAGGGGCAUCAGAUGGAGGAGCAGCACCAACAACAGCAAAGGCAGGAUUAGAGCAACGUGAAACGCGUUCACCGAAGACGUGAAACUCUGAACAGCGCAGCUUCUUUCUCAUUGAGACUUGAACUGUUAACGAAGCAACAAACAAAACUAAAGCAGCAACAUCAGUGACAGAUAGAUUUAUAUAUAUAUAUAUAUAUACACACACACACACACACACACAAAUACA
Messenger RNA from Megalops cyprinoides (Indo-Pacific tarpon), 2118 nucleotides. RefSeq names its product CUGBP Elav-like family member 5. The record is from RefSeq and is a predicted model, not a curated record. NCBI's taxonomy places the organism in Eukaryota, Metazoa, Chordata, Actinopteri, Elopiformes, Megalopidae. The transcript is spliced from 12 exons. Gene Ontology annotation, cellular component: ribonucleoprotein complex; nucleus; cytoplasm. Gene Ontology annotation, molecular function: mRNA binding. Gene Ontology annotation, biological process: regulation of alternative mRNA splicing, via spliceosome; mRNA splice site recognition. The coding region runs from base 107 to 1681 and encodes 524 amino acids.